This is a messenger RNA of Zasmidium cellare ATCC 36951, 984 nucleotides long. RefSeq lists its product as uncharacterized. The record is from RefSeq and is a predicted model, not a curated record. Gene Ontology annotation, cellular component: mitochondrion. The transcript has a single exon. Bases 1 to 984 code for a protein of 327 amino acids. NCBI's taxonomy places the organism in Eukaryota, Fungi, Ascomycota, Dothideomycetes, Mycosphaerellales, Mycosphaerellaceae. Gene Ontology annotation, biological process: mitochondrial tRNA threonylcarbamoyladenosine modification.
AUGAGAAGCAACCUUGCAGUUGGACUGGACACUGCGAAAGGAUUGUCACUUGGGUUGGGUGUCCCUUUUCUAGGCAUUCACCACAUGCAGGCUCAUGCAUUGACUCCCCGACUUGUCAAUGCUAUGCAUACGACAAACUUACAACCCUGUCCGAAGCCUGACUUUCCAUUCUUGACGGUCUUAGCGAGCGGCGGUCAUUCUAUGCUCAUCCAGUCCACCGGCCUUGUAGAGCACAGCAUUCUCGCGGAAACGCAGGACAUUGCUUUGGGAGACUGUGUGGACAAGUCGGCUCGAGCGAUACUUCCCCCUGAGGCCCUCAAGAUGCCGUAUGGAAAGGCUCUAGAAGACUUUGCAUUUCCAAAUGGAGCGCAAGACUACAACUAUGUUGCGCCUGCCCGCAGACAGGAGGAACUGGAGCGACGAAAGACGAAGUGGGGCUGGGGACUUGGACCACCUUUGGGUGAAAAGACGCCGAGACGAAUGGCUUACUCGUUCGCUGGUCUGCUCUCAUCUGUCCAACGUUUCAUGGUCAACAAGGUCGAUGCCGAAGGAACGCUUUUGAACGAACCACGUACUCCAGCAGACAUUUCAUUUGAAGAAAGACAAGAAAUGGCUCGCGAAGUUCAGCGCGUGGCGUUCGAACAUUUAGCCUCACGGAUCUUCCUCCACUUGUCCUCAUCGCACGCAGACAAUAUAAAGGCUCUUGUCGUCUCCGGUGGCGUGGCGUCAAACUCAUUUCUACGACACGUUCUGCGCGCAAUGCUCGACGUACGAGGUUAUCAACACAUCGCAGUGGAGUUUCCACCUAUUGAUCUAUGCACAGACAACGCUCUGAUGAUAGCUUGGGCCGCAAUCGAGAUGUGGAAUGCUGGCUACCGAUGCUCCUUGGACGUCGAACCCAUACGCAAAUGGUCCAUGGACCCCACUGCUGAGGAUGGAGGAAUACUUGGGCCACAUGGAUGGACAGUCGACGCACAAACGUGA